CAUCAACACGGUCUUUUUUUAAAGUUCCGUAGACGAUGAGAGAAGGGGGGUUGUGAGGAUACGGAAAAUAGGGACAGUUUGAAUAUUUUAGAUGUUCACGGGACAUAAAAAUAAUCAAAAGAAGAGGUGAAGGAGUAUAUCUGGGCGUUUUUGUACCAUAUUAACCAUUUCCUGGUGUUUAAAUACGGGUAGGCAAUAGCUAGCGCCAUCAGGCUAACGGCGUUAGCAGUUAGCUAUCAACCAAACGACAAAGGAAAUAUAGCCAGUAAAUUCACAUUUCCAUAACUAUAUAUUUUAUACGCUUUGCUUUUUCGGAUUGGGGCCUUAUUUUUUGACCAACCACCAAGAUAACAGAAAACGGAAGACUCGACCUGUUUGAAUAAACCCUACAGAAAUCCACUAAAAUGGCGGAGCCGGACAAAUUAAACAUUGACUCCAUAAUACAGCGUCUCCUGGAAGUUAAAGGCUCCAGGCCAGGCAAGAACGUACAACUGACAGAGAGUGAAAUCCGUGGCCUCUGUCUCAAAUCCCGAGAAAUUUUCCUCAGCCAGCCGAUCCUGCUGGAGCUGGAAGCACCGCUCAAGAUCUGUGGUGAUGUUCAUGGCCAGUACUAUGACCUUCUUCGUCUCUUUGAGUAUGGCGGCUUUCCUCCUGAAAGCAACUACUUGUUCUUGGGGGACUAUGUGGAUAGAGGGAAACAGUCUCUAGAGACCAUUUGCCUCCUGUUGGCCUACAAAGUCAAAUAUCCUGAAAACUUCUUCCUUCUGCGUGGCAACCACGAGUGCGCCUCUAUCAACCGUAUAUAUGGCUUCUAUGAUGAGUGUAAGCGACGGUAUAACAUUAAGCUGUGGAAGACCUUCACAGACUGUUUCAAUUGUUUACCUGUGGCUGCCAUUGUAGACGAGAAGAUCUUCUGUUGCCAUGGCGGCCUCUCUCCAGACCUGCAGUCAAUGGAGCAGGUGCGACGCGUCAUGCGGCCCACGGAUGUGCCUGACCAGGGGCUGCUGUGUGACCUGCUUUGGGCCGACCCAGACAAAGACGUACUAGGUUGGGGAGAGAAUGACCGUGGUGUGUCCUUCACCUUCGGUGCAGACGUGGUGGCCAAAUUUCUUCACAAACAUGACAUGGACCUAAUAUGCAGGGCACAUCAGGUGGUGGAGGAUGGUUAUGAGUUUUUUGCGAAGAGACAGUUAGUCACCCUGUUUUCCGCUCCCAACUACUGUGGCGAGUUUGAUAACGCCGGGGCCAUGAUGAGUGUGGAUGAGACACUCAUGUGUUCCUUCCAGAUCCUUAAGCCAGCUGAUAAGAAGCUGUACUACGGUGGAGGAGGUGGAAUGGGCUCAGGACGUCCAGUCACCCCACCGCGAAAUUCAGCCAAGGGUGGAAAAGCCAAGAAAUAACACCAGCUGGAUGAUCCCUCCACCCCCAACGUCGUCGUCUCCUGAAAAUUCCCUGUUCUCUCCCUACUCUUUCUCUACCUCCCUUCUUUCUUUCCAUCUCCAAAUGGCUAUAAAGCAAAACAGUACCCAGGGUUGAAGUCCUUUUCUCUCUCUCUCUCUUUCUUUUGUAUCUUCUUUUUUUUUUUUUUUUUCAUGUAACUUUACAAAUGUGUGUUUAUAUAUGAGACUGCGUGUGUGAGCAUCGGUUAUGUUUGUUAGGCUCUUUGUGUUUGUCUUUCCACCCAUCCUUCCCUUCCCCUCCACCGCUCAUUGCCCCCAUCUCUCCACCUGUCUCUGUCAGGGAGCCUCUGACGAAGUCUACAUUUGAACUCCCAGCCUGGCUCUGGGAAAGAUUGAGACACAGAGAGUGGUCAAAGGGGGGCAGGUCGAGAGGUGCGGGUGAAGUCCCCCUCACUGUUUAUGUCCUGACACCCUCCUGCAUUGUUUUAAACAGAACUUGCACAUCCUGCAUUAGUUAGAGAGCCAGUCUGAGUGAAAUGUGAUAAAUGUAUACACACACGCAGGGAGAAUGGAUGUGCAGAGAAAGCGUGAGGUAGAGAGAGACUGUCACAGGUGCAUAAUUUCCAUUUAGAGAUCCAGUGAUUUAAAACAAUCAAUCAUGUUGGAACUUUUUACUUCUUUUUUUCUUUUUUUGUAGAUGGAUCACAACAAAAGCUUUGAAAUUCUUUGCUUACUAUCUGUGUUUUUUUAGUGUCUUUUUUGAAAGACAAUUAUCAAUAAAGAGAACUUUAUUUAAA
This is a messenger RNA of Rhinichthys klamathensis goyatoka, 2197 nucleotides long. RefSeq names its product protein phosphatase 1, catalytic subunit, alpha isozyme a (gene ppp1caa). Gene Ontology annotation, cellular component: nucleus; cytoplasm. The transcript is spliced from 7 exons. Lineage: Eukaryota; Metazoa; Chordata; Actinopteri; Cypriniformes; Leuciscidae. The record is from RefSeq and is a predicted model, not a curated record. Bases 405 to 1400 code for a protein of 331 amino acids. Gene Ontology annotation, molecular function: protein serine/threonine phosphatase activity.